AUGAGCCAUUCAUCAAAUGCACCAUCAAUAAAGCCCUUACUUCCACUACGAAAACACCAACAGUUUUCCAAUGGAGGCAGUAGGUUGUCUUUAGGGACAGCUUCUAGAUCAUCAACAAUGCAAUCAACCGCUGGUACUACCGCUACCUUCAACAACAAUUAUGGCAACAGAUUAAGUGCGGGCUUAAACGGGAAUAGUCAGCAGGCAAAUCUAAGACAAAGCUUCCAAGGAAAUAUACAAUCUGCAUUUAUUAACGAUAAUACACCAUCGACUGGAAACAAACGAAGAUCAGUUUUGUACUCGGUGCCUCCAUCUACAAACAAGAAGAGAGUGAGUUUGGGAGUACCUUCGCUGCAAGUAUCGCAACUGGCAAAUCCUCCAAGAGCACACUUCCAACCACUUCAGGGGCAGCAGCAGCAGCAGCAGCAACAACAGCCCUCUUUCAACCGACCAAUACAGUCUUCACAGCCUACCCCACUGUCAUCUCAACUGUUACCAUUCCAAUCAAGUAUUCCUCAGCCUCAAAUUGGAGCACUACAUCUGGCGUCUACAGAUCGAGCCAUAAACAAAGCCAGACAAGAACUCAUGACCCAGAAAAUUUUCAAGUUUCUUGCGACCAAUCACUUUGAAAUUAGAACAUCAAUAUCAUUGAACGAAAAUACAUUAAGAAUUCCAACACAACGGAAUUUCUACGAGAUCUUCAAGUUUGUGUACCACUUCAUCGAUCCAUCGUAUGUUUUUUUAAAAUCAGCUGAACAAGAAAUAAUACCAUUAUUAAAGUCCUUACAGUAUCCAGCAUUAGGUACUAUAUCGCGUCUACAGUUUAAUGCUGUUGGUGGACAAAACUGGCCCAAUUUCUUGGCGAUUCUUGAAUGGCUUCUAACUUAUAUUGAAGCGAAUGUCGGUAUAGUCGAUGAUCUCAGUCCUAAUGAUGAUUUUGAUCGUAUUUUCAUGGGAUACAACUAUAGCUGCUACCUUAAAUUCCUUGAUGGGGAUGAGGAUUAUGAAGCCCCACACCAACAAAUGUUGAAGGAGUUUGAAGAAGAAAUGGAAAAAUUUAAGGGCCAGGAGAGGAACCUUUCAGUUCAAAGGGACAGAUUGAGUGAAAACUAUGAGCAGUUGCUCGUCGAUUUGAAACAAAGAGAUGAUGCUGAUCGGAAAACAAUUGCUUUGGAGGAGGAUUUCACCAAGCUUCGUGAAUAUAUCGAGGAAGUGCAAAAGAGAAUACCAGAAUGGAGUGAAAAAUUGCAUCAAUUGCUGGAUGAGAUGCAUUCAGCCAAGGGUAAUUUAAGCACGCUACAAGAGGAGCGAGAGACUUUGCAGCGAGAAUUUCAAGCUAGUGGUAUCUCAAUUAAAGAUAUUACGGAUUUGGAAUUGAAGCGUGACAAAUUAUCCAAGAAAGUCGAACAAGAGACUCUAAAAUUGGAGAGACAAAAAGACCUGCUUCAAGAAAGGAUAGCAGAUGUCGAAAAUGGCUGUUUUACUGUUGAGAAAUUGAUAUUGAAUUAUAAUAGUAUUGUGGAAAAAUUCAACUAUAGCAAUUCGAGUGGUUACUCCUUUGGAUUGCAACUCAAGGACUUGAGCGAUUUCAACAUUGCAUACGAAAGGGAUGAGCUUUUCAGAGACAAGACACUUGGUGAGGAGUCGAAUCAAUUAAGCUUAUUACAUCGCAAUAUUAAUGCCAAGUUGGGUCAAAAUGAGGAUGAACUUCGAAGAAUUAUUGGACAAUUUGACUCGAUGCAAGAGUACGUUGCAAGUCAACGAACCAACUUGGCCACUAUCCAAAAUGAUGAAUACAAACAAAAGCGCAGCAAUGAUGAAAAGUCUCAAGAAAUUUACAACUUACAAGCCGGCAGAUCGAAAGAUAUUGAGGGUCUAGAAAAGAGAAUAAGAGAUACCAAGUCAUCCAUCACGGCGAAUAUACUCAAUUAUGAGCGCGAGUUUCAAGAUGCUCAUCUAGACAAGAAAAUCAUCAUUCAGGAUGUACAGCAAAAGCUACUAGAAUUAGAUGAGGAAAUUUUCCGGGUUCAUGCAGACGUUACCAAAUUCAAGACUUCUUUAAGUGAGAGAUUAAUAUCGGCUUAUGAUAAUUUCACCUAG
Messenger RNA from Lodderomyces margitis, 2100 nucleotides. RefSeq names its product kinetochore-associated Ndc80 complex subunit. Lineage: Eukaryota; Fungi; Ascomycota; Pichiomycetes; Serinales; Debaryomycetaceae. Gene Ontology annotation, cellular component: Ndc80 complex. Gene Ontology annotation, biological process: attachment of mitotic spindle microtubules to kinetochore. The coding region runs from base 1 to 2100 and encodes 699 amino acids. The record is from RefSeq and is a predicted model, not a curated record. The transcript has a single exon.